AGUCUCAACAUGGCCUCAAAACCACAAUAGCUUACCGAAGUUAAUUUAGACUUCCUUUUCUCUCCCUAUAGACCGUUGUUAAGGCUUCAGAGUAUCUACCGUGUAACUUCACUUAGAAAAUUCACGAUGAACUACAUAUCAAAUCUCGUCAAUUCCGACUCAAUAAUCAACCCGCUACUCGACAAUGGUUACCUCCCUCACGCCGUCAUUCGUGUUGGUAUCAGACGCCAGCUUGCCGAUCGCUUGCAGUCAAUAGCCACCACAUCCCUCGAAGCAGGCUACGAGUCAAAGAUGAAGUAUGUGAACCUUCUUCGUAACCGGCCAAUCGCUAUUGAGACGAGUACCGCAAACGAGCAACAUUACGAGGUAGGCACCAGCGUUUUGAAGGGCAUGCUGGGCCCGCGGAUGAAGUACUCGGCUUGUUCGUAUGAGAAGGGAGGCGAGACGCUGGCGCAGGCCGAGAUUGCAAUGUUGAGACUGUAUGUUGAAAGAGCCGAGCUGAAGGACGGGAUGAGUAUCUUGGAUCUUGGCUGUGGCUGGGGUUCUGCAUCCCUCUACUUUGCUGAGAUCUUCCCGAACGCAAAGAUCACAGCUUUCUCCAACUCUCGCACACAGAAAGAAUAUAUUGACGGCGUCGCCAAAUCCAAAAACCUCACCAAUCUACAAGUCAUUACUGGCGAUGUGGUCGACUACGAAUUUGAGCCCUCAAGCUUCGACAGGGUCGUCUCAAUUGAACUCUUUGAGCACAUGAAAAACUACCAACUGCUACUUCGCAAAGUCUCCACCGCCCUCAAGCCCGGCGGGAAAUUGUUUGUUCAUAUCUUCGCGCACGCCACCACCCCGUAUGAUUUUGAGAGUGGAUGGAUGACGGAGCAUUUCUUCACGGGCGGCACUAUGCCGUCUGCGGAUCUGUUGUUGUACUUUCAGGAUGACCUGAAGGUCAAACGGCAAUGGUGGGUGAAUGGAGUGCAUUACGCAAAAACGUGUGAGGAUUGGUUGGUGACGAUGUGUCAGAACAAAGAAGAAAUUUGGCCAGGUUUGUUAGAGACUUAUGGGCACGAGGGGACGAUAACGUGGUGGAAUAGGUGGCAGGUGUUCCAUCUUGCAUGUGCCGAGUUGUUCAAGUGGUCGGGUGGUGAUACAUGGGGCGUGAGCCACUAUCUCUUCGAAAAGCCAGCAUAGUCUAGUUCGUGUAGAAACAUCAAUAGGGCAGUGAU
Molecule: messenger RNA, 1217 nt
Organism: Cucurbitaria berberidis CBS 394.84
Lineage: Eukaryota; Fungi; Ascomycota; Dothideomycetes; Pleosporales; Cucurbitariaceae
Product: cyclopropane-fatty-acyl-phospholipid synthase-like protein
Exons: 3
Coding region: 127-1182 (351 amino acids)
Source: RefSeq, a predicted model, not a curated record